GGCAAGUCUGCUCAUGCCCCCAUGGUCCACACAGACUCCAACAUCCCACUGGGUUCAUGUGGUCACGUUUAAACCCCGGUGGGUGGGCGGAGGAGCGAGGCGGUCUCUCACUCCAAACACCCCCGUCCUCUAACUGUUUCAGCCCCGCGCUGAUCCAGUUCUGAUCAGUUCUGGUAAGAACUUCCCCCCCGUCCCAGUCGCGUAUCUGUGUCCAGUCUGGCAUCAUCCGCCAGACACCCGGACGCGCUCCGACCGCACGACAGCCAACUCUGAGCUCUGCGCUUAAGUGAGUCCAUGUUUUCCAAGGCCACUGCCAACUUCAUCCGUCAGGUUGACCCGGAGGGAAGCCUCAUCCACGUGUCCCGGGUAAAUGACUCACACAAACUGCUCCCCAUGGCCGUCGUCAUCAAGCGCAACCGGGUCUGGGCCUGGCAGAGACCCAAGUACCAGCCGACGGAUUUCACCCUGGCCGAUCUGUUGCAGGGCGACGAGGUGCUCAGACCUGAAGCAAACGAGACAGAGUUCCUGACCUACAAGGGGACUUACAGCGACGAGUGCUCCGGGAAGCUGGACACCACGGCCGGUCCCGUCAGCGUCUCUCUGGAGGGACUGGGCUCGUCCAAGCUGGAGUCGUGUUUCGGGAAGCUGAGGAAAGAGGAGCUGGAUGUGAAAAAGCUGUUGAAGGACUCCAGCAACAGAUUGAUGGACAUGCAGCACGUCCUGGUGCAGCAGCUGGAGAAGCGCUCCGAGGUCCUGACGGUGGUGAAGGAGCGCAUCCUCACCGCCGAGCCGUGCUCAGUCACCCUGACCAAAACGCAGCAGUGCUCCUUUCAGGGCGUGCUGAGGCUGCUGGGCCUGCUGGGGAGCUUGGUGAAGGUGUGCGGAAAGGACGAGAACAGCCUCGGGGUGGACAGCGACGUUUCCUUGGAGAUCCCCCCCGGCACAGUGAUCGCGUACAGCACCCUGGAGCUGGAGAUUAAAAAGAACGGACGCUAUGAUAUAUGCCUGCAGCCCCGCACUGUCGGAGGCUUCGAGAGCGACUCCGUCCCCUUUGAUGAUUCCUUGAACUCAGUGGAUGGCGUGUGCAACGGGCGCAGGGCUCGGGAAGAUGCGUUUUUUGCUGUUUUUCACAGCGGAUGGCAGGAGAUGGAUCUUUCUCCUCUGGCAGACCUCCCCCCGGCUACUCGGCGUGACUUGAUGGAGAAGCUCCAGGACGCUCUGAGGGACAGAACCACCCUGUCCUACAUACAGAGCGCGCUGGAAGAGUCGUGCGAUUAUGAAACAGUGCGAGACCCCAUUGCGGAUGAGGAGGAGACAGUUACAAGAAUCUCUACCACCAUGGAUCUGAUGGAGACGUGCCGUGUCUCUAGAGACGGCCCUACUGGCGACCCUUCACUCCUAGACCUGGCUUACCUGCUGGUCUCGGCCAUGGCAGAGCUGCCCGAUGAGACACUGAACAUUUUGAGCAACAGCCGACACGAUUUUCUAGCAGCGUUUGAUGUGCUGAUGCUCAGGUUAAAGGCGAGCCGUGGGACUCUGCCCAUCCAGUCGCUUCCUGCCCCGCUGCAGGACAACCAGGCCUUCCAGCGGGCGGAGCAGCUGCUCAGCUCCGUCGGCGUGGCGCUGAGGAGAGACGCUGAGCAGCUCCGGGUGGAGAUGGAGAACACCGAUGGGGUUCUCCCGAUGCUCCUCGGCCUCAGCGCGCACGGACUGGCCUUGCUCUGCACCGGCUUGUGUUAGUUGCUGCGUCUGCAUCUAUGUGCUUUCUUCACUGGGAUUUAUAGUGCUGCUUUCCUUAUUGUGCACAUUUAUCCUGAAUAAGCUUCCUGUAUUUCAUUCAUUGACUUUGUCGUGUUGUUUUGUUUGACUCAGUUUUCAAAUAUGUGAUAUUUAUGCAACAUAUAGAUAUUUUAAUAUUUAAGUAAAUUGUUCCUACUGUUUUAUGCUUUAAGCAUUUGAACUUUGUGCUCUUAUUUGGUUGUGAGUUUAAAAAAAAGUUUCACAAUCGGUUCGGUUACGCUAACCGAACGCUUUCAAGCGUCAUUUAUGUGUGUUCACUAACUAUUCUAUAUAACCAUUAUGUUCAGUUAUCAGUAAAUCUUUGGAGAAUUUCAGUAUUUGGAUAAAUACACACCAACUAAGCUAAACGUUCUUCUUCAUCUUCCUCUUCUUCUCCUCCUUCUUAGUUUAAACAGAAUUUGAGUCCAACAAAACACAAAAGGUUGAAGCUUUAAACAGCUUUUUAUGAUAUGCUGAAGAUUUUUACAUUUAAUUUUGGUGAAUUUUUUUUUGUCUUGUUUUCCU
Molecule: messenger RNA, 2304 nt
Organism: Fundulus heteroclitus (mummichog)
Lineage: Eukaryota; Metazoa; Chordata; Actinopteri; Cyprinodontiformes; Fundulidae
Product: gasdermin-E
Exons: 10
Coding region: 295-1740 (481 amino acids)
Biological process (GO): programmed cell death
Cellular component (GO): cytoplasm
Source: RefSeq, a predicted model, not a curated record